Molecule: messenger RNA, 5828 nt
Organism: Dicentrarchus labrax (European seabass)
Lineage: Eukaryota; Metazoa; Chordata; Actinopteri; Moronidae
Product: rho GTPase-activating protein SYDE1
Exons: 14
Coding region: 170-3145 (991 amino acids)
Biological process (GO): signal transduction
Source: RefSeq, a predicted model, not a curated record
UGGAAUUCAUUUCCUGUUCUGCAGCUCUCAGCGAGCGAGGAGUCAUGGCUGAAAACUCUGAGCUGAACACGAUGAAGGAGCGCUGACUCCUCUCGUCUCCUGCUGGACUCUACUCCUCUGCAGGAGGACCGAGGAGGACCGAGGAGGAGGACCGAGGAGGGGGUCCGCCAUGGCUGAGCCCCUGCUGAAGAGGACCUUCUCCAGGCUGAGGGGCAGAGACAGAUCCCGCAGGAAGACAGACCCCAAACUGAGCGAUGUUCCAGUAAAGCCUGACACUGUCCUCCAGUCGUCUUCCUCACCAUCAUCACCAUCGAUGAUGACCACAAGAACUCCGACAGACCCUGAUCCCGCCUCGACCCCACACAACCACAUCACAGUUGCCAAGAAACAGUCGUGGGCACGGCAGGGCUCUGUGGCUCCGCCCACCGCCCUGCACUCAAGCUCCGCCCCAAGAACCUCUGACCGGGAGCGACCAUCAGGGAUAUCCCAGGAUGCAUCUGGGCAGGCCUGGAGUCAGAGGCUAGCACAGGAUAAGACAGAGAAGUGCAGCGACCGGAUGUGCAUCAGUCUGGCCUUGGAUAUGACCAGCACCCCCUGUGCUCCUGUCAGUUCUACGACAGUCCACCAGGAAGCCCCGCAGCCAACAGGGAGCACUCCUGAUGUGGCCGCCACCUCCGUCAGCGCCAAGUCUGGCCAGCGGGCCUAUCUGCAAAGCCUGGAUCGCAGCAGCCGAGCCUGGGUGCUGUCUUCAGGAAAAACCCAGGCUUCAGACGAGGCCUUUGGGCUGCAGGAGGAGAGCAGCAGCAACAUCUGGUACAACCCUAUUCCUGAGGAGGAGGACGCAGGAGGUCCACGCAGGGAGGAGGACAUAUGGAGGAGGAGGGAUGAGAGGGAGGAAGGAGGUGCAACAAAGAGGACGGGAGAUUCCAGAGCCGAGCUGGGAGGAGAGUGGGUCGGGUCAGCAGAGAGUCGUAGCAGUGACUUUCCACUAGAGGGUGCCAAUCCAAGUGUCAGCCACCAUACUGAUGACAUUGCAACAGAACACACAGACUACCCUCUGUCAGACUCUAGCCCCGCCUCCCAAAAGAAAGGGGGUGUGUCCGGCAGUGUGAUUGACAGGCUGAAAUCACCUGGAACAGUGAGGAAACUCUCCCUAAAGAUGAAGAAACUUCCCGAGUUGCGCCGUAAACUCAGCCUUCGCUCCUCCUCUCGUGCCCAACGCCAGGGAAACGACAGCAGAGGGGGCGGGGACGAGUCGACCAGUAAGAAUGCAACAACAUCGUCAGCCUUGUCCAACCAGAAUGUGAUCAGCAGAUAUCACCUGGAUAGCUCUGCCCCUCCAGCCAGACCACUGCGACGAUCAUCGAGAGGACGCUCUGCCAGCAAAGGAGGUUAUCUUAGUGAUGGGGACUCCCCUGAGCUGCUGCCACGGCAACAGGCUCCUCCCCUUCCGACUUCCCACGAAACGGCGUGCGACGUCAAUUCUUUCCGACUGUACGUGGGCUCCGAUCUGCAGCGCUGCAGCCAGCGGGUGACGGGCUUACUGACGGUCCACCUGCUGGGCCUGGAGGAGAUGAAGACCAGCAGGUCAGAGGGCAGUAAGGAGGUCUUCCUCGCCAUCCAGAUUGACGGGGUGACGAGAGCGAGGACCGCCCUCCUGAGCCUGCGAGGCUCUGCCCUCUCUUUAAACCAUGCCUUCCACCUGGAGCUGGAAAGGGCUCGGCAGCUCCGCAUAGUGGUGUUAACACCAGCCAACCCACAACCUGGAGGGUCUAAACCAGGGACGGAUCAGGGUCAGACUUCAGGUGGUCCAACCCGAAACAGAGUCUGCUGUCUGGGUGGAGUCUCCAUCCCUCCACUUUUUAAAGGGAGUCGAAGUCAGCAGCUCUGUGUGAAGCUGGAACCCCGAGGUCUUCUUUAUGUCAAACUGUCACUGCAAGAAAAAUGGGACACACAGCCCAGCUGUGACACAUCAGUACCUGCUAAUGUGUUUGGGGUUGAACUGCACCACCUGGUGGAGAAGGAAGGAUCUUCGUCCCCGAUCCCUCUGCUGAUCCAGAAAUGUGUGGCAGAGAUAGAGCGACGAGGACUGAAGGUGGUGGGUCUGUACAGACUUUGUGGUUCGGCUGCAGUGAAGAAGGAGCUCAGGGAUUGGUUUGAGAGGAACAGCUCAGCUGUCUGCCUCAGUGAGGACCUCUACCCCGACAUCAACGUCAUUACAGGUAUACUGAAGGACUACCUGCGGGAGCUGCCGUCUCAGCUCAUCACCAGGACUCUCUAUCAGGUCGUCAGGGAGGCCAUGACCCUGCGACCCCCACCUGCACCGCCCGCGACCCCUGACCCUCAGCUGGCCCAGAGCACCGUGGAGCUGCUGUCCUGCCUCCCGCCUCCAGAGAGGGCCACCCUGUCUCUCUUGCUGGACCACCUCAGCUUGGUGGCGUCCUUCAGCCCGUUCAACAGGAUGACGCACCAGAACCUCGCCGUCUGCUUCGGCCCGGUGCUCCUCACCCCGACCCAGGAGGCGUGGAGGGCGGGAGGAGGAGGAGGAGGAGGAAGGGGAGGAAGAGGAGGAGGGAAGGGGUUAGGUCAUGGCGAAGAGAUAGCGAGCGCGGUGGAUUUCAAACGACACAUCGAGGCGCUACACUACCUGCUUCAGCUGUGGCCAGUGCCGACACAUCGAGUCCCAGCAGAUGACAUCACCUCACCUCCCCCCACCGCCCUUACCCCUAAGCCCCUGGGUCAGCAGCUGCAGCGGCAUCCCGCACUGCGAUUGGCUCUGCCCCAGAACCCGGAGGACGUGGUGGUGUCACGUCGGGGUCGUGGCGGUCUCGCCCGGCUGGAUAGUCCGCCACCCAUCAAUCGGUACGCCGGAGACUGGAGCAUCUGUGGGCGAGAUCUUCUGUCCGGACAGGAGGCCGAUUACGACGAGGUGGCAGGAAGUGAGAGUGACGGAGGCAGCGGGGAUGAAGAGGAGGAGGAGAAGAAGGAGGCGUGGUCGUCCGGAGGAGGAGGAGGAGGUCUGUACGUGGACGAGUUUAUGGAUUUUGAUGCUCCAUUUAACUGUCGACUCAGUCUGAAGGACUUUGAUACUCUGAUCCACGACUUGGACCGAGAGCUGGCCAAACAGAUCAACAUCUGUCUGUAGAGGAGGAGGAGGAGGAGGAGGAGGAGGAGAGGAAGAGGAAGAAGAAGAGGAGGAGGAGGAGGAGGAGGAGGAGGAGUGGUCAGAAGUCUGACACGUUAAAUCACAGUCUGUAAAUCUGAAUUUAAUUUGACCUCAAUUAAGUUAAAAAACUUUACUUCAGAAAAAAUUAAUUAUAAAUAAAGUUUUUGGACAACUGACCUCCAACCAGCUGUUACUUUGACCUCUGACCUCCUCACAGCUUCCUCUGAUCGUUACAGAGACUUUUUCAGAGACUUUUUCAGGACACCAAAUCUUGAGAAAACCUUCAGAUUUUUCAGCAUUACAAUUUUCUCUCACAAUAAAAAGCUGAAAUCCCAUAAAUAUGAGAGUUGUACGGUGGCCCAGAGACGUCAUACGAACUGCAAAAGCCACAAAACGAAUGCAAAAGCCGGGAGUGAGGCAGGUUCCUUCGCAUUACCUUAUCAUUUAUUUAUUGUUUAUGGCAUUCAAUAACACACAAUAAUAAUAAUAAAAACAAUAAUAUGAAGUUCAUUGGUCAAUAUGUUGUAAACUAAAUAAGAAAUCAAUAAGCUUUAAGCAACUAUUGAUCAGCUUCAGCUGAUGAUGAUCCGCAGAAGGUUCGGUAGCAAUCGAACCAACGGUUCAGGAGGACCAUCUGGCCGACUGGGCUCAUGAACCUCAUCGUUUCCUGUUAUUGGACCAAGUGUCUACAUCAUUCCAGCUCAGUAAUAUGACACAGUAACCGCUGUAGCUCACUUUCGACUUCUGCAGUUCGAUCGACACCUCUGGCCCACCGUAGGAUUGCAUAUGAAAUCACAUAUUUAUGGGAAACUUGUUAUUAUGUCUAACAUGAGAUUUGGACGUCGUAAUCGGAGGAUGCACUUCCUACAGCACGUUGUUGCUCGCUGGAUUAAAUUGUCGAGCUGAACGAGAUGUUUCCUGCCGUCAUCGUGGAGGACGAGCUGUGCCAAAAAUAAAAUAUCUAAUUUAUUUGUCUGAUCCAAAGUUAGACGCAGCUUCAGUGUUAAUGUGGAGGGACGACAGGAAGAAGAACCUCUUCAGUAUCGAUGUACAGACGUUCUGCUGAUGAAGACCCUCUGAAGUCACAGAACUGAACUGGGUAUCAGGGUCAGAUCCUGCUGGAUCCUGUUGGACCGUAUCAGGGCUGUUUGCACUGCUGAAGCCAUAAUUGUUGAAACAAACUGCAGACCUCAUCGCUCUGCUGCUCUCAGCUGUUCCCUUUCAGAACCUCAACCUGCUUUUUCUAUCACAUAAGACACACCUGUGUGACCUCUGACCUCCAACCGUGAGUUGAUUUGGACAUCCACAUUCACAAAAAUAUCAAACACCGGUUCCGUUUAGUAUUGUAACCUUGACUCUCUCUAGCAAACCAGCAUUUCCACCAGUUUUUUGGGGACAACCUGUAGAAUAUAACGCUUUGGUUGCCAAAGAAAACCUGAUAUAUUUUGGUUCCGAUCUGAUUUAUUUUUGGUGAAAAUCCUCCGAACAAUGCAAACUAGGCGUGCGACCUGGAACAGAGCCGGUUCCCUGUUGGUGGAAAAGGCCUGUGAGAAGCUGUGCGGUCGUAUUACAGGAACUUCCUUGUAGAUCCCAUCCUAGCUGUAAACAUGGUAAUAAGACUUGAACCAGAUUGACCCCCAAAUCCCACCGGAGCUGAUCGCGCUGGUUCUAGAUGAUGCUCGUAAUUCCAAUUCCAUGUAAUUUGGUGACUAUUUUUGACGGAAACUGCGAUUCACUCGCAUCAAGCAGCUCACAGCAGAUGACACUGACAGAAAGUCGGACACAGAAAUGCCAUAGAGAAUCUAGUCAGUUUAAGUAAAAUGACCCCGAAGAUUCAGAAUUUCACGCUACAUCAACACUGUAACAGGGAGUCAGUCAGUCAGAGGAGAUUUGUUUUCUUUUUAAGGAUUAAGUAAUACAAGUAAACACCAUCGGACAGGAAGAUGCUCUGAAACGCUCUCAGUGGGGUUUGAAGAUGGGUGUCCACAGAGCCAAAGCUCGCCACACACGUGACGGCAUAAAUACGUGCCCUGUGGAAAUUUGUGGGUUAGGUUUCACUGUUCCACCAACUAAUGCUAGCUGUUAAUCAGUUAGGCUGCUCUUUUAUUGCCAACAAAAUGCUAACAGGUAGAAGUUCUCCCUCUCUUAUAUCUCCAGUAUCCCUGCAGAUGUUUCCUCUAACUCCUCCGUCUUUAGGUUUGUUACAGAGUCAUUCAGCUCACUUAGACUCUUAACUUAGGAAGUGUCUGUAAUGCUCUUUAGCUCGCUGUUAGCGGCUCGUUACGUACCUCACAGGUGUCCCAGUUCCUAACACAGCCGAUCAGAUGGUCUCUGUGGGCGGGUUGAGCAGCAGAGCGAUGCGAGCUGUCUUCAGUAUUUUGACGGUACAGAGUUUCUCACUGUGAUGAGUUUGUGAAGCCACAGAAGGAAUUGAUGCCAUAUUCAGUGUUAUUGAUUAAUCUGUUCUGUUUGUUGUUUUCUGACAGUAUUACUUUGUUUUGCACAACUUCAGUAAGCACUUAUGUUUUUUAUUGAUGAUGACGAUGUUUCUAUGCAGAUGAUGUAACCAAAGUGUUGAAGCACAGUUCCUGUUGGAACCGACCACAGCAGCCUGUCUUAUUAACCUGACCAACUAUUAAACACAUUAUUAUUAUUGUUGUUA